Ostrea edulis (European flat oyster) is the source of this 2551-nucleotide messenger RNA. Its product is annotated as ran GTPase-activating protein 1-like. NCBI's taxonomy places the organism in Eukaryota, Metazoa, Mollusca, Bivalvia, Ostreida, Ostreidae. Gene Ontology annotation, molecular function: GTPase activator activity; small GTPase binding. Gene Ontology annotation, cellular component: perinuclear region of cytoplasm; nucleus; cytosol. The record is from RefSeq and is a predicted model, not a curated record. The transcript is spliced from 17 exons. Gene Ontology annotation, biological process: nucleocytoplasmic transport; activation of GTPase activity; signal transduction. Bases 77 to 1777 code for a protein of 566 amino acids.
UUGUUUGAAAAAAAUCCAUCGCGAUCGCGCGCAUGGUUGUUUAGAAAAGUGUAACUUUUUGAGAGUAACUUUUAAGAUGAGUUCUUCAGAUAUAUCCAGUGUGACGGACCAAUUGGCCAAGACAAAAGUUGACGAACAAAAUGAGCUUAGUUUUAAAGGGAAGGGAUUAAAGUUGAAUAAUGCAGAUGAUGCAAAAGAUUUGGUCACAGAGAUAGAAAAUUGUCAAGUGAUGACGGCACUUCGAAUGGAAGGAAAUACACUUGGAGUUGAUGCAGCGGAGGUCAUUGCAAAAGCGUUGGAGAAACACCCAGAGUUUCAGAGAGCUCACUGGAGUGACAUGUUUACUGGUAGACUGAAAACUGAAAUACCCCAGGCUUUGGAGUUUUUAGGAGCAGCGAUAAUGAAGGCUGGGGCAGGACUAGUGACGCUGGAUCUGAGUGACAAUGCCUUUGGUCCUAAUGGUGUGGUGGGACUCGUGAAUCUGUUAAAAAGCUCAAGCUGUUACACGCUACAGGAGUUACGUCUAAACAACAAUGGCCUGGGUAUUACAGGAGGAAAGAUGUUGACAGAUUGCCUAACAGAAUGUCAUCAGAACAGUGUAAAAGCAGGAAAACCUCUCAAAUUGAAAGUCUUUGUCUCUGGUCGAAAUCGAUUAGAAAAUCCAGGAGCAACUGCACUAGCUGCAGUGUUUAAAGCUCUGGGUUCUCUUGAGGAGGUGGCUAUGCCACAGAAUGGUAUAAAUGCAGAAGGCGUCACAGCUCUGGCAGAGGCAUUUGCAGAAAAUAAGAAUCUGAGGGUGAUGAACCUUAGUGACAACACAUUCACACACGCAGGGGCCAAGAACAUGGCCAAAGUUUUACCAAAGUUGCAGAAUUUAGAAGUAAUAAACUUCGGGGAUUGUUUAGUACGGACAGAUGGUGCUAUAGCUUUGUCACAUGCACUGAAAGAUGGUCAUCAAAAGCUGAAGGAGUUGAAUUUAUCUGGAAAUGAGAUCAACAAACAAGGAGCUAGUGCUGUGGCAGAAAACAUGGAGAACAAACUUAACUUAACCAGACUAGACCUCAACUGUAACAUGCUGGGUGAGGAGGGAAUUGAGGAGGUGCGAGGAACAAUGGAGGCCAUCGGUAAACUGGACAUCCUCGCGUCACUAAGUGAUGAUGAAGGGUCAGAUGAUGGGGAAGGAGAAAACCAAUAUGUUGAGGAAGAUGUAGCACAAGACAUUGUGGAAGGGGAGGAAAUGAAUGACCCAGCACUACAGGUCAAGGGCAAGGCCAUUACUCCCAACAAACAGACAACAGCAAAAGACUUCUUGGCAUUCCCAUCUCCAAACAAACUGCUGCAGCUUGGUAGUGGAAGAGCACAGGCCCUCAGAGAGGAACUAGGGGCUGAUGUGAAUGAUAUUGAAAAAGCAGUUCAUACUUUUAUGAAGAUUUCUAGUGUAGUGACAAUGGAGGACACAAAAAUUAAAGAGGCAGCUUGUGACUGUGCAGACCAAAUCAUUGAGGAAGCUGUGAAAUGUAACAGAGAGAAUGAUGCAGUCCUUCUUUCUAACACAAUACUGGUGUAUAUGGGUGUGUUAAAGGGUGAAGAUAAGAGCUACAAGCCCCCAAGUAAUAUUACUGGACCACUUUUGGUAUUGGAACAUAUUGUACGACAACCUUACUUCCCCAAGUUCUCAAGAGAAAUGUUACAAGCCUUCUGCAGCAAACCUCAUCCUCUUCUUGAUUCAGCCUCACAAGCCAGACAUAAACUUUUACAGACUCUUUAUGCAUUCUGAGGAAGUUAUGCAUAUGUGAACAUUGAAUUGAGCUAGGAUAAAGACUGACUCGAAUGUAGUGAAACUUUUUAUGUAUGUGAAUGCUGAACAGCUAGGAAAGCAAAUUAAACUUGAAGACAUCAACCAACUUGAAUAUGGUGAAACUUUUUAUGUAUAUGAACAUUGUACAGCUAAGAAGUGAAUUAAACUUUGAAGACAUCAACCAACUCAAAUAUGGUGAAACUUUGAUAUGUGUUGAUGUUACCAUAGUAAUGGAUUGAAUUUCACUUCAUUUGUAUAUGUAUGUAGGAAAAAAAAUUAAAAUUAUCACCUUACAAAAUAGAGAAAACAAAUUUGUUUUAUUAUGUUAUUUAUGUCCAUCUUUAAAGAGGAAUAACACAUUUUCCUAAUGGCCACUUCCUUUCAAAUCAUAAAUGAAAACAUAGGUAUCAGCUGUCUAUUCUGUGUCCUUUUAAAUCUUACUGCCUAGCCAUAUAGCUCAGUGGAUUAACAUGUUAGACUAUCUGUUUGUAGCCCAUGGGUCUAGCAGGGUUUUAGUUUUUUUCCAGGUUACUUUCUACUGAAGCUUCAUUUUUUCACUAAAGGUAAAUUUAAACUUUUCAAUUUCAAAAUACCAUCGUACAUAUCCUCCACUUUUCAUCUGUUACUGUAACAGUUUUCUGUGUUAUUCCUAAUUACUGGAUGAUGCAAGUUUUUACCAUUACUUUGUUAAAUUUCAUUACUAGGUUUUAUUUUGCAUAUUAUGUUUUACGUAAUAAAAUAUUGUAAGGUUGG